AUGGAUGGGGAAUCGAAGGCCAAACCUUGGGUAGAGGAGGAGAGCACAGCCACAGCCCCAGAGGAGGAACCCAUAGACACAGGCGCCACUCCCUCCUCAGAGCAAACUACACCCCCCACGAGAACCCAGGCUCCUGUCACCAAGGCAAUAGAGGAACCCUCCAGGGUUAUGGAGAACAAUGAUGAUGAUGAUGUGGUGCUGGUGGAAGAGGCCCCGCCUCCCUCAGGGAAACAGCCCCCCACCCCCUCUGCUACUCCCUCUUUCCAAGCUGGCGCCCCCACUGCCUCCACCCCCACAGACUACACUGAGCCCCGCCACCUGGAAACAGAAACCACAGCAAUGGUAAACACGACAACCGCCACAGCAGCAUCAUUCCCCUCCAAGACCCCGAGUCCACCCGCCACCUCUUCAGCAGAGCCCAUAGUCAUUGACGAUGAGGAGGAUCCCGGGCACAGAGGCUUUUCCUCACUAGCCACAGCCGGAGGCCCCUCUUCAGACAGCGAAGGCAUCCUGAGCAGCACGGAGCCCGACUCUGAGAUAAAGAUCGCCAGUGUCACAACGCUGGGGCCCUCUGUCGCCAUGGCAGCUACAGCAGCCGAGCCAAUGGCAGAAGGGGACAUGAACCUGGUGAUCACCAGUGUGACAUCACUUCAGGGCGGAGUGGGGGGGGAGUGCAUGGUGGAGAAUGGCUUGCAGAUCAGCAGCACCUUCAGUCUGAACCCUGAGGCCCAGAGCUCCAUCAGCACCAACAGGCCCCCGGCCACCUUCAACCCUGGCCGGGUUAGCAACACCUCCACCACUAGCCAGCCUGUACAGAACGGAGACACGGGGACCCACCAGAGGCCUGGUAAUAAACACGCGCUUAUGAUUUUCACACACAUGCUGAAUCAUUCUGUGCUGGCUUAUAUUUCUUAUUUUCACAUUGCAGCCGUGUUAAGUCGUUUCUUCAGGUGUGCUAAAGUUUGUGUUUGUACGUGUUUUCUUUUUUCCACAGAUUCGUGGAUCUCCCAGUCAGCCUCGUUCCCGCGGAACCAGAAACGGACAGGGGUGGACUCUACAUCACCAGCCGCAUCCCUGCCCAAACCGCCCGGCCCCUCCCCCUCAGGCUCCCAGAACCCCCCUCGCACUGUCAAGGUGACCUGCGCCAAUUGUAAGAAGCCUCUGAAGAAAGGCCAGACGGCCUACCAGCGGAAAGGGUCCACACACCUUUUCUGUUCCACCACCUGCCUCUCCUCCUUCUCACACAAACCCACCCCCAAGAAGAGCUGCACCAUGUGCAAAAAGUAAGAAGGAAGUGUUGUUUGUGUGUGUCGCUAUAUCUAAUUUGCUACUUUAUUUUGAGUGUGUGUGCGUUAACGUGUCUUCCAGGGACAUCACUACAAUGAAGGGCACCAUCGUGGCCCAGGUGGACUCCAGUGAGUCAUUCCAGGAGUUCUGCAGUACAGGCUGUCUGGGAGCCUACGAGAACAAACAGAACCCAGCCAAGUCCUCCCUUAAAACUAAGUGCACUGUCUGCAGCAAGCUCACUGAGGUCAGUCUAGCACACUACACUAACCAAUCCCAAAUCGCCCCCUAGCCUCUCUACCCCUAGGCACUCCUUUUAGAUCUGAAAGGAUUGAAUAGGUGAAAUCUCUACUCAGCCUAUCCGAAGACAAGGGUAUCCUCUUAGAUCAACAGGAGUGGUGGUAUACAGCUACGACCGGAAGUUACUUUUUCGUCGCAGGUUAGGAGAAUUAAUGUAGCAGGUAUGGAGAAUUACCGUAGCAGGUUAGGAGAAUUACCGUAGCAGGUUAGGAGAAUUAACGUAGCCGGUAAGGAGAAUUAGGUUAGGAAAAGGGUUAGGGUUAGCUAGAAUGCUCUCCUAACCUGCUACAAAAAGGCAAUUCCAGUCGUAGCUGUACUCCAUCUAGUCACAACUGUGGGUAGGGGUCGAUUUAGGGACUGAGUAAAUGAGAUGCGUUCCACUCACUCUCCCUCCAACAUGGCUGCCGACGGCACAGUUUCUCAUCCGCUGUGUCUGUCCAAGCGUUGAGCCUGGUGACCAUGGUUACUGCAUGGAAAACAGUUGGCAUCAAAAUGAAGCGUGGUUCCCAUCUCACAAUAGAGUAUUUAUAAACAACCCCAAUGACACCAACCAGCCACCAGCUAGAAUCUCACACCGAUCUCACCACUUGCCAGAGUAUUCAUUCACUAUGAUUGAUUUAUAACAAUAUAUGGUAAAAUAUAAUUAUUUAUAUUCCCUUUCCUCAUAACAGAUCCGCCAUGAGGUGAGUUUCAAGACGGUCACCCAUAAGAUCUGCAGCGAUGCCUGUUUCAACCGUUAUCGCAUGGCCAACGGGCUCAUUGUGAACUGCUGUGAGCAGUGUGGGGAAUACCUGCCCAGCCGCGCGACCGCCAACCACUUCCUCAUCAUCGAUGGCAAGCAGAAACGCUUCUGCUGCCAGAACUGUAUCAGUGACUACAAGCAGGUAACAACUACAAUGUAUCAGGGACUACAAGCAGGUAACAACUACAAUGUAUCAGGGACUACAAGCAGGUAACAACUACAAUGUAUCAGGGACUACAAGCAGGUAACAACUACAAUGUAUCCGGGACUACAAGCAGGUAACAACUACAAUGUAUCAGGGACUACAAGCAGGUAAAAAGCCAGGCUGUUUUAUCCAGUCUCUCCCUGACACUGGGAGAUUUGUAGAUUUUUUUCUAUUUGUUUCUAUUGGUCCAUAUCUGCUGGUAAUUGUUAACAAUAAAAUCAGCCUUAGGUGCUAUUCAUGAUUUAUGUUAUGGCUACAAAUAUUUGUAUUCCCUUAUUCCUCCAGGCCAACUCUAAGAUGGUGAUGUGUACUGGCUGUAGGGCCAUGGUCAGGUCUAGUGAAGUCACUCACUGCAUCGGGGCCAGCGGCACCAUGGAACCGUACUGCUCCACAGCCUGCGUGAGCAAGACCAAGCUCGCCAGCAGCGCUACCACUAUCCUCCGUCAGUAUUUGUCUAUACCUCACCAUCAGAGCAUCACUGUACUCCAUUUUCACUUUAUUACUUGAAUUCCAGUUCCUGAAUUAAACCUUGUCUCACACAUAUUAGAGCAUACCACUCUCACUCUCCAGUGAGCCCACAUCUUACGUCAUUCACACUGACUGUUGGUGUGGUUGCUUUGAUGUGUGUGAUGUGGUUGUCAAAGUUGUUUUAUUUUUCUCUGUGUACAUAUGCAUGGGGGUGUGAGUCCAGCACAGCAAGUACUAUAAUAAAGGUGCUGGUACUUACUUAAAUUUGACCAUACCGUGUGUAGGAAGGUUAUGUGGUAAGUGGGUGUUUUGUGUUUGUUCCUUUCUGCAGACUCGGAGCCCACGUGUCACUUCUGUAAGAAGACAUCGUUACCUCAGUACCAGGCAUCGCUGCCUGAGGGGAAGGUCCUAAACUUUUGCAGCUCAACGUGUGUCACCAAGUACCAGGUAUGUACUAACUCCUUUCUGUCUUUAUUAUUGUAAAUAUCACCUUAACCGGGACAUUUGAAUAAGAAUUCUAAAAGCCUACUUAUAGUUAGGUUUCACGUUAGAAAGUGCAGUGCAAUUAAACAAUAUGAGUCCCUGACUGUCUGGGGACCUUAUCUGGUUGUCUUCUCAAGGAAAUGUUUUUCUUUCUUCAGAAUUCCACCAUUCAUACAGUAACCAAUGGACAGGCUCCCCUGUCUACAACGAACCACAACAUCCAGCUCAAAUGUAAUUACUGUCGAGGAGCAUUUAGCCUAAAGCCUGAAAUCCUGGAGUGGGAGGUAAAUUCACUUUGUGGUCAUGAACUUGGUUUAUAUAACACAAUUAUAUUACGUUUUUAGUUGUAGUCUUUUUUUGGUUCUCAAAAUUGAGCAUAAAAGUUAAAAGACUGAGUGUACAUGCUCCACUUAUCCCUCUGUGUGCAGGAGAAAUAUCAAGUGGUCAGAUCUCUAUAAAAUAUGCAGGAGCAUUCAACAGUGUGUUGGUAUCUAUUCUCUCCCCCCAGGAUAAAGUGUACCAGUUCUGCAGUAAGAUAUGUUGUGAGGACUACAAGAAGCUGCACUGCAUCGUCACGUUCUGUGAGUACUGCCAGGAGGAGAAGACGCUCCAUGAGACAGUCAAGUUCUCCGGAGUCAAGAGGCCCUUCUGCAGCGAAGGUUCGCCAAGGCUCUCACUCCUUCAUCUGUGUCCUUGUUAGCUAGUCGGUUUUGAUUGUGAGAGAACCCAGAGUGAACACUCGGGGUGAAUAAUAUUGUCCUCAUCCCAUAUUUCUUCAUGGCCUUGCCAUGUUCUGCCACUAGAUGGGGCACUUUACCCAGACCAAACAUGAGUUGAGCUAAAGUUUGUCUGUCAGGUGAGCGUUGACAUCAUGUAACCUCCUUAAAGUUGUUGUCCCUAUUUCCCCUCAGGUUGUAAGCUGCUGUUCAAGCAGGACUUUGCCAAGCGGCUGGGUCUGAAGUGUGUCACCUGUAACUACUGCACUCAACUGUGUAAGAGAGGAGUGACCAGGCAGCUGGCCGGGGUGUCCAGGGACUUCUGCAGUGAAACCUGCGCCAAGAAGUUCCACGAGUGGUACUACAAGGUCAGAGUGCCAACCUAAAUCAGUUUAGCUGUGAAAAAUCAUAUUCCUGAGUUAGUCAAUUAUUACUUAUUUUUAUGUUAUUCUCAAAAUUGUCUCCAGAGGUUGAUUUGAUCAAUCUCUUACAUGAAAGGUGUUUGUGUGUACGUUUCCCUGUAUGUCCACCAGGCGGCGCGUUGUGACUGCUGUAAGGUGCAGGGGAACCUGACUGAGUCGGUACAGUGGAGAGCAGAAAUGAAGCACUUCUGUGACCAGCAGUGUCUCCUCCGCUUCUACUGCCAGCAGAAUGAACCCAACCUGGCAACGCAGAAGGGCCCAGAGAACACCAGACUUGGUACUAAUUUGUGUGUGUUUAGUCUUUUUUUUUUUAUACAAAUACAUCUGUGUGGUUGACUUAUGGAACCCUGUUUUCUAUUGACAGGAUUUGGAAUACAAACCGAGGCAACCAACAUUGCGGUAAGAAAAAACCACUUCAUGUUAGAACACCAGAAUCGUCACAGCACGGCUGACUGUAAGGUAAACAAGAUCAUCCUCCUCCUUUAACAAGGAUCAUCUCUUAUCCUUUCUAUCUACUAGAUGUUGAGUCAGCCGUACACCGGUGGAGGGAUCCUAAAGGACGUGAAGAAUAAAGCUGUACUCUGCAAGCCUCUCACUAUGACCAAGGCCACCUACUGCAAACCACACAUGCAGAGCAAGCUCCUACAGACAGGUACACAGCUCAAUAUUACUGUCUGAGAAGUUGUGGUUCAAACUGUACAGGACGUUAUCUCCCACAGUCGUGUUUCAUUGUCCUUGGUUUGACCUUUGACCUGUGUGUCUGUCUCUAGAUGAGGAUGACGGGGUGAAGAGGGAGUACAUUCCUGUGCCUAUCCCUGUACCCGUGUUCAUCCCCGUCCCCAUGAACCUCUACGCCCAGAUCACACCCAUGUCUAUCACACUACCCGUCCCGGUAAGAAACGCCCUGGGCUCCUUGGAACCAAUAGAAUAGCCCCAAAAGUGCAAAUUCCAAAUAAUUUCGAGCAGAAGUGUGUCCGACGAUUAGAACUCUAUUGCUGUUCACGUUCUGAAAUUGUAUGAUUGGUAUUUUGUAAAUAUGAGGACAACUAUGAAUCACGUUCCCGUUAUGAAAAUAAUAAGGUGGAGUGGGUAUUGACUCUGUCGAGUCUUACAAGUAUUUAACACAUGAACAGUCCCUAACCAACCAGUUGUCCCCGUCCCCCGCCCUCCUAUCCCAGGUUCCAGUGCCGAUAUUUCUGCCGACCACGCUGCAGGGUGCAGAGCAGAUUGUCCAGACCAUCAACGAGCUGAAGGCCAAAGUCCCCACUGACCCCCACGAGGCUGACCUCCUCUCCAUGGCUGAGAUGAUCGCAGAGGACCAGAAGCCAGGUAGAGAGACACACACGCAUAGAGAAAGAAAGCUGGAUACCACAUCCACAGUUUGCAUGUUCCAAACGUGCAAACUCAAAGCAUUACUCAAAUACUGUCAAGUGUGUCUGAUGAUUAGAACUCUAUUGCUGUUCACAUCCUGAAACUCUGUGAUUUGGUAUUUUGUUAUAUGAGGACAUGAAACAAACCAUGAAGCUUUAUCCAUGACUACCGGUAUGUGUCUUUGUCUACCUGAAUGGGAAGCACCUCUCUGCCUCAUCACUGCAAGCUGCCACAGUUAUGAGGUUGAUUGUUGUGACUCUUUCAGAUGUGAAGGUGAAGAGGGAGCGAGGAGAGGCCAGGUCCAGCAGCUCGAGUAGCAGCGGCUCUGAAUCAGAGGCUGAGGAGGAGAAGUAUGAACCAGACCUGGACCUGGAGAACGACUUUCCUCAAGGUACGACUACUGAACAACAUCCGACCACCCUGACUCUGUGAGACACUUUCUAGUGCUGUCCUUCUCUAUUGGGUAAAAUUAGAUUAUUUAACUGCUCUCUGUACAGUGGAGAGGUGUUACGCAAUAUCACAGGUCACAUGGUUGUGUGUUUUUAUAUUAUGGAACAGUACAGUAAUUCAGGUAAAUUCCUCUGGGGUUAUUUCUGGACUGCCUGCUCGUUAGACUCGUCACUCCUAUCGGACAAAGGGAUUUUUUAUUAUUUAUAAUCUGAAGUGGAUUCAGAAGGACCGGUAUCGGACCUAGCUAAUAAAGGAAUAUAAAAUAAUAAUAAUAAUAAAGAACCUAGCUAACUGCGGCAGUGACCAGCAGCACUGGACUAUGUGUUCAAUAGAGAGAAGCUAGUUAUGUAACUGCUGUUUGAUGAUUUAAUUCACCCCCACUGGUAAGGGCCAGUAGCUAAUUCACUCAUUCACAUCCCUCCAUCUGUCUGGCUCAGUUUGGCACAGUUCGGUUCAGCUCUGCCCGGUUCACUUUAGCUCUGUCCAACUCAGUCUGGUGGGCUUUGACUUGGCUCAUCCCUUACCUGUGUCUGUUUGUCCUGUGGUGCCCCAGACCCUGUUCCCACGCUGGAGAGUCUGGACGUGGACAUGGGGUUCACCCUGCCCCCUCUCCUGGCUGAGGAGAAGGAAGUGGCACCCAGAGCCAGGAGACAGGUACACUACUCUACCCACCCUGACUAGUGUUGUCACGAUACCAACAUUUCGCAAACUAUACGAUACCAACAUUUUACAAACUAUACGAUACCACGGUGGGAAAAAAUCAGUGGCCUACCAUCUUGUUCGCCCCGUACACUUGUUCCCGUUUUCUAAACGUUCUCUGUCACUGAAAUUCACACUUCUACUCAAUACAACACAUUGCAUUUAACUUCACACUGUUCACUGUAUAAUAGAAUGCUGCAUAGAAUGGCUGAUUUGCUCAUAUGUCCAAAGGCCUACCUGUGAUUUGGCUGGAGGAAUGGGAGGAAGGAGUAUACAUGCAUAAUGAUCUGCAUGUCAUUGUGUCAGUAAGGGGAAAACACUGCAUGAAACCUUCUUCUUUACUGUUCAGUUAACAGACACACACACACACACACACACACACUCUCCCUUCCUCACACACUCUGUCUCCCUUACUGUUCAGUUAACAAACACACAUACACACACUGCUCCCAACUUUUAAAACGUUAGGCACCAAACAGAAUUUAAGGAGCACCGGAAAAGGCCUAUAUGAACCCUACCUUUGAACCACAUCUCAUGAGUAGCAGACCCUUUUCCUUUCUUCCUGGGCCAAUCAAAUGUGCCUAAACCUAGUGUCAAGUUACCAGGUUGUUAGCUAACUAGGUAACAUGACUGUUUUUUAUUAAACCAAUAAUUAGCAACCCGGGAUUAGUUUAAAACGGCCCGUGACAUGGUUUUUGAAAUUAUAUAAAAUGUUUGCGAAUCCCAAUAGAAAGAAAAAAAGGCAUCUCUGUUAAAAUGGGUCGUAUUCUUUUAACUGUUUAGGCUAGAGACAAGCCGUUUUCUUUGUUGUAAAGCUGCAAGCAUGCCUGUCACCUAGCGGUGCUCCAUUUCCCCUCUCUGACACUCAGAGGCUGCAUGACAGUGAACUUGCAAAGUCUACUCAGACUGGUCUGUGCUCUUGGUUACAACAGGCGAUUAAAUUAUACAAUGUAUCAACAUUGCUGGCUUUGCGCACUGCUCCAAUGUAACAAAUGUACAAAUCUAACGACAGAAGACUCGUCUGGGUCUGCAUCCCCAUCCCCGCUCGCCAUCACUGCUAAAUUAUAUUUUAAAAAACUGACGGAGGAAUAGAUGUGCAUGAAUCCCACCCCUUACCCUAAACCAGAUUCGUAUCCCGUCCCCGUCCCCUUAUCCUAAACCUGGUUCGUAUCCAAAUCCUAACCCUACCCAUACACUGAUACAUCACACUCUUUCCCUUCUUGGAGCCCACCUCUCUCUUUAUUCAUGUUUUGUUAUUCAUUUCUGUAAUUGUAAAGCCACUUUGGGUCCUUGAAAAGCGCUAUAUAAGUCCCAUGUAUUAUGAAAAGCGGACGGAGAGAAGCAGGUGAGUGAGGGCUGGUUGGGGAUGCGGCUGGCUGAUUUACAGCUGCCACACGUGAUAUGCGCAUGAAAGUGAAGUGGACAUUAUUGGACCUGCGCAUACAAGAGACUAGUGGCUGUUGCUUAAAUUCAACAGAGUUUAUAAACAAAACUGACUUUAUAGACAUUUUAUAACAGGCGCCAGCAGGUUCUUUAGAUCGGUAGGGCUGACAAAUUCGGUAGUAUGAUAUGAAACGGUACUACAGUAUUCUAAAAUGUUGGUAUCAUAAGGAUCAUGACGUUUCGGUACCGUGGUAUUACUGUGGUACCGGUAUACCAUGCAACACUAACCCUGACCCCUUUCAUCUAGCUACUAGCUCCAAUUGGAAGCAGAAGUGUGUCUGAUGAUUAGAACUCUAUUGCUGUUCACAUCCCGAAACUCUGGAUUUGUUAUUUUUCAUAUGAGGACAUGAAAUAAUAAGCCAUGAUGGAGAGGAACAUAUAAACAUCUUGAAAAAACGUUUACUAAAAACAGUCUGCCAUCAUUAAACACAAUAGAAAAAUUAAGUUAUUACUUAAAUAUUGAAAGUGUGUGGGCUACUGUUUUUAUAAAAUUAAAAUCAUGCAAAAAAAAAAUAGUGGAUAAGGUCUCCCACACGAAGGCUUCUACCGAGACAUUACCAGUCUCAUUCGUAGGAGAUGUUUGUUUUAGGGACACAAGAGGCGAGCUGUAGAGGGAGACCCUUCCUCCCCCUCUCCCCCUACGCCAGACGGCCCUGUGGAGGGGCGCUCGCUACCCCUGAGAUCUCGCUACGGGGUCAACGCCUGGAAACGUUGGGCGUUGUCCUCAGCUGACCAAUCAGGUGACGAUAAAGGGAAAGACUACCUCAAGCAGGGUGAGUAAGCUCCACCCACAGCAAUUAUUAUCGUACAGUAAUUGGAACCAUUGGACUUUCUGUAUGAAAGGUGCUAUAUAAUUAAGUUGCUAAGCGAUUAUAAUUAUUUGUCCUCAGAACCUCCACCGGCCCGGUCGAAGAGUAACCCGCUCUCUCUGAAAGCAUCAGAGCUCAGCCUGGCCCUGUCACGGUUUGUCCAUGAGGUACGGCGGCCAAACGGAGAACGCUAUGCCCCUGACAGCGUCCUCUACCUCUGCCUGGGCAUCCAGCAGGUCAGUCACCCCCUUCUCGGUCGACUUCUGUGGCCUGGUUUCAUUUCAGUGUGUAGCCCUUCGCUCCUACCCAUUCAGACCGUGUUCACAGAUCUGACAAGACAUGGAUAGGUGAAAGCAAUAUGGUGGAGGUUCUGUCUUAAGGCUGAUCCAGUAUUAUAUAGAUCUAUGAACAUCAACUGAAUAGGUGCUAGGGACCAGAAUGGCUCCAGGCCCACAUUCGGGGAGUUUCUCCCAUUCUCUGCAGAUCCUCUUAAGCUCUGUCAGGUUGGAUGGGGAGCGUCGCUGCAUAGCUAUUUUCCGAUCUCUCCAGAGAUGUUCGAUCGGGUUCAAGUCCGGGCUCUGGCUGGGCCAUUCAAGGACAUUGAGACUUGUCCCGAAGCCACUCCUUUGUUGUCUUGGCUGUGUGCUUAGGGUUGUUGUCCUGUUGGAAGGUGAACCUUUGCCCCAGUCUGAGGUCCUGAGCAAGGUCCUGAGCACUCUGUACUUUGCUCCGUUCAUCUUUCCAUUGAUCCUGACGAGUCUCCCAAGUCCCUGAAAAAUAUCCCCACAACAUGAUGCUGCCACCACCAUGCUUCACCGUAGGGAUGGUGCCAGGUUUCCUCCAGAUGUGACGCUUGGCAUUCAGGCCAAAGAGUUCAAUCUUGGUUUCAUCAGACCAGAGAAUCUUGUUUCUCAUGAUCUGAGAGUCCUUCAGGUGCCUUUUGGCAAACUGCAAGCGGGCUGUCCUGUGCCUUUUACUGAGGAGUGGCUUCCGUCUGGCCACUCUACCAUAAAGGCCUGAUUGGUGGAGUGCUGCAGAGAUGGUUGUCCUUCUGGAAGGUUCUCCCAUCUCCACAGAAGAACUCUGGGGCUCUGUCGGAGUGACCAUCAGGUUCUUGGUCACCUCCCUGACCAAGGCCCUUCUCCCCCGAUUGCUCAGUUUGGCCGGGCGGGCAUCCCUAGCAAGAGUCUUGGUGGUUCCAAACUUCUUCCAUUUAAGAAUGAUGAAGGCCACUGUGUUCUUGGGGACCUUCAAUGCUGCAGAAAUAUUUGGGUACCCUUCCCCAGAUCUGUGCCUCGACACAAUCCUGGUUGCCUACAUGAAGUAAGAAAACAUGUAAUGUAACAUCUAAUUAGGGUCACUUGGAAACACUAACCAACAUUUUGGUUCCUACCCUGUCGAAUGAAUUAAUUACAUUUUAUUUUUGUGUCAAAUCGCUAACUGGCAACCCAUCCCUUAUGGGAUUAAUUGACACAAACAAACAUUACAAUAAUUCAAUUAUAAUUAUUUUGUCAAUAAUUCCUCCUUGGUUUAUUCAUUCGUUGUCAUGUCAAACAACAAUGUAUUCAAGGUGCUGCCCACUAUAUUCCAACUAUAACAUUUCCAUAAUUCCAACAGUUCACCUAGGCCUAUAUUUUUUAGCCCAUAUCAUGCUGCGUGGCACAGUGUGGAAAUGAUAAUAAAAGUGCUGGGGGGAUUUUUUGUGAGGGGGAUUGAACAGUAAGUAGAAAUGGAGAAAGACCAAUUUUUUAAAAUCACUUAUAAUGUAUGUGUUGUCACCUUAGGGUCAUGAACUACUCAUAAAGAAUAUUUAGAACUUCUAUUAUUAAAAAACAUAAAAUACCGUCAAGCAUAAUAUUUUGUCCAUAUCGCCCAGCCCUAGAAAAUGGUGUUGUGAAGUAGAUUCUCUCAGGAGCAGGAACAGACCCCUCUAUUUCUCACCGCUCUCCUUUCAUCUUACCUCCUCUAUUGCCCCUCCCGUCAUUUUUUAAAGUCUUGUCCGAUGAUUAUAACUUUUGCUGUUCACAUCCUGAAACAUGGUGUUGACUAUUUAAAAUAUGAGGACACCAUCUAUAUUCUUCACAAUCUCAUAACCAGGUCUAGGUUUGGAUUCCCACAAGAUUUUACUCUAGUCCAGUUAUUCUCUACUGGUGACUUAUUACUUGUUUGUCUGUAGCAUCUGCAGGCCAAAGGCAGGAAAGAUGACCUGUUCAGUGACCUGUGCUACGAGCCGUUUGGAGAGGAGCUCAACAAGGUCCUCAAAGACUGGCAGCCCAGCGUGAUGCCUGAUGGUAAAUAAAUAGCGCACACUUUACCACUGCUCAAUUUACAUGUCUAUCAACUGAAUUAUCUUCAGCACACACUCCAUCUAUGCUGUUUAUGGUAAUAGUUUUACCAUAAAGUGUAUGUUUUGAACUGCAACUCCUCCAUUGAAGACCUUCCCGCAGUGUCCAAUGAUUAGAACAAUUUUUGCUGUUCACAUUCUGAAACAUAGUGAUUGCACAAUAUUUAUGAUAUGAGGACACUAUAGACAUGAUCAAUUUAAAACCCACAUUCAAUUGAAGCAGGGUUCAUACCUUGUACCUUUUGUGUGUGGAUCAGUGUUUGUGUUAAUGUUAGGUCCAGAGGUAGUGUAUCGUGAUCAUUGUUGUUAACAGCUGUGUGUCUGUCUGUGCCCCCAGGCUCUCGGUGGGGCCGUGUGGAGGAGCAGUGCCUGUGGAGCUGUAAGCUGCUGGGGGAGCAGAGUCCUGCAGCAUUGCUGCGCUCCCUGGUCUAUCUCAACACCAAGUACUUUGGCCUGCGCACCGUGGAGCAGCACCUGCGCCUCUCCUUCAAGAAUGUCUACGGCCCCGACCACACAGACCCAACCACACAGGAAACCACCAUCUGCAUCCGCAUCCCUUCCAUCUCCUCACCAGACCACCACUGUGAGUCUGACCACUAA
Messenger RNA from Coregonus sp. 'balchen', 12336 nucleotides. The record is from the annotation of a GenBank genome assembly. NCBI's taxonomy places the organism in Eukaryota, Metazoa, Chordata, Actinopteri, Salmoniformes, Salmonidae.